Messenger RNA from Monomorium pharaonis (pharaoh ant), 1462 nucleotides. RefSeq lists its product as uncharacterized. Lineage: Eukaryota; Metazoa; Arthropoda; Insecta; Hymenoptera; Formicidae. Gene Ontology annotation, cellular component: nucleus; transcription regulator complex. The coding region runs from base 429 to 1403 and encodes 324 amino acids. The transcript has 6 exons. The record is from RefSeq and is a predicted model, not a curated record. Gene Ontology annotation, biological process: regulation of transcription by RNA polymerase II.
UAGACAAUAUUUUAAUAGGAAGCAAUGUUACUCUAUUCUUUUACAAGCUGUUACCGAUAGUAACAUGAAAUUUAUUAAUAUAUAUUGCGGUGAUCCAGGAUCUUUUCACGAUGUUCGUAUGUUGAGAAGAUUAGAGUUAUUUCGCGUUGCUGAACUGGAAAGAGAACACAUUUUUCCAAAUAAUACUUUUUUAUUAGGAGAUAAAGGUUACAAUGGGGUAGCAAAGAAAUGGAUUGUCUCUCCUUUUAAGGUGCGAAUUCAUGCAGCGAGAAAUCGCUGGCGACUUUCCCCCUCCACAUAGACAUUGUGUGGUAGCGACAAAUUGUCGGAAGUUCGUCCUGUCCGAACAGCAUCGACAAGUCGCCACAUCGUGCCUUUCAAAGAGCAAUAUUUGAAUAUUCACGGGGGAAAAGAGAAAAAGGGGCAAUAUGAAUAAUUGCGAGUUAACUGUAGUUUAUACCUGCAGUAUGUGCGAAACAAUUUGUCGUUUAGACGAGAUUAAAGAUCAUCCCUGUUUGGAAGGAUUUACAAGAUACAUUAUAGAUCAAAAUAAUUAUUUUCAUCCGCAGUGCGAUGAUGGAUCGAUUAUUAGAAAAAGUCUUAUUGGAGGACAAGAGGUUUUCGUCGAAGAACAAACCGAACAGGAAGAAGCUGAGCAGGAAGAAGCCGAGCAAGAAGAAAGCGAUCAGCUAGUAGAUACGAAUGUCGAGGGUGACUGUUGGAACAGCAAUCGUCCGAUUAAUCUUUUAACGAGGAAACUACAUAAUGAAGAGAUUCUUAUAGAGGAAAUACGGAAACGACCACCUCUUUGGAAUUUUAAAUUACACAUUUCCGAAAGGGGCGCCCGUACUAAGAAGAAACUAUGGAAAGAGAUUGCUGUUAGCAUGAAAGGAGAAAUGACUGUAGCGCAAAUAAAAAAGAAGUGGAAGUCAUUGUCCGAUAUGUUCAGGAGACAUCGCAAAGGUAACAUUCAGCCUAGUGGUUCUGCGGCAGCCAAAAAGGUUAAAUGGAUCCACUACGAAAGGCUUAGUUUUCUACAUGACAUGCAACUUGAAAACGUGACAAUAUCAAACAUUGCCGAUCUCUCCAACAGUCCGGAUGUUUCGCAAAACAGCACAGAAACAUAUGACCACAGUAGCAGUACAUCGCAAAAUAGUAGAUCACAAAGUGACUCAGGGCGCGAGAGGUCGGUCGAGCCUGGAGCCAUUAUGGACAGAGUGGAGGAAUUGAUGAAUGAAUCUGUUUUGGUUGAUGUAACCGGAGGCCUGCCUAACGAUGAAUUCACUGAGUUCGGAAUGAUUGUCGCCUCUAAGCUGCGAGCUCUCAGUGCGGAUGCGAGUGAAUUGGGAAUGAUUGAAAUAUUGAAGCUUUUGCGUGAAAUAAGAAAAAACGACCAAAAGUAGAUUUUUUAAGAAUAUUUUUAUAUUUUUUAAUAUUUUUAUAAUAAAACAUGUUAAUAAGA